AUGGUAUUCUUCAUUUGCAACCACUGUGGAGAAUCACUGAAAAAGCAGGUGGUGUCCGCCCACGCCUAUCGGUGUAGACGACCAAUCAGCGUAUCGUGCAUGGACUGCCUGAAAGAUUUCCACGGCCAAGCGUACGACGCGCACACGGUCUGCAUCAGCGAAGCGGAAAAGUAUGCCGCCAAAGGAUUUGUGGCCAAGGAAAAGAAGGGUGCAAAGAAGCAGGAAAGCUGGGUCAGCAUGGUACGAUCGAUAACAGAGCGGAACAGCAAUCUAUCACCCGGCGUAAAGUCCGUCUUCGAGAUCAUCAACCGGACCGAUAACAUACCGCGUAAAUGUAAACCAUUUGUAAACUAUUUCCAAAAUUCCUUCCGAUAUUUAAAUCGUAAAGAUGUGGAACAGGCUUGGGCUAUUAUAGAACGGGAGGUUAAAAGCGAGCAUCAAACGACGGCCCAACAAAAUGCAGGUGCCGCGCAGGAAUCGGCCGUACCAACGAAGAAUGGUACAGAUGAUCCGAAAACGAACGGUGUAUCGGCACAAAAUGAUGUAGCUGAGAAAGAAUCUUCGUUGACCAAGCAGAAAAAACGAAAAACGGAACACCCUUCGGAAAACGGCCAUGGACAGGUAGAACAGCAAUCGUCAAAGCAAAAGAAACGCAAGACGAAAGAUACGUCGCUCAACGGUCACGAGGAUGAAGCGGCUCUGCUAGCGAACGGAACCGAUACCACAAUGACGGAUCAACAUCAGGACCAAACAGGUGAUCAGGAAAAAUUCCACUGGAGUGAUGUGAUCCGCGGUUUACUCCUAUCGAAAAAUAACCAGAUGAAGCUGUCCAAGCUGAAGAAGAAGGUUUUGAAACGUUACCAGCAAACAACCGGCAGUUCGGAGACUGAUGAUGGAAAAUUCGAGAAAAAAUUCCAAAAGAAAAUAGCGAAGAACAGUUGCUUUGUGGUGGAAAACGAUACAGUACGGUUGGUAGAAGCGUGA
Anopheles maculipalpis is the source of this 984-nucleotide messenger RNA. Its product is annotated as cell growth-regulating nucleolar protein. Gene Ontology annotation, molecular function: DNA binding. The coding region runs from base 1 to 984 and encodes 327 amino acids. Gene Ontology annotation, cellular component: nucleolus. The record is from RefSeq and is a predicted model, not a curated record. The transcript has a single exon. Lineage: Eukaryota; Metazoa; Arthropoda; Insecta; Diptera; Culicidae. Gene Ontology annotation, biological process: negative regulation of transcription by RNA polymerase II; rRNA processing.